CGAUACUUUACACCGUAAAAUUGGACUGUAAGACCGAUUAGUGUGGUUAAAUGAUAUGAUUAUGAUGAGCCUCACUUCUUAAAGAAAGUUAUUAGUUCAGUAAACUUAUGUGCUACAAGUUUUAUCAAGAUAUGUUUUUCCAGAUCUGGGUGUUCAUUUUUCUAUGGCUUGCAGAGGAAGUACACAGUUCUCUCCAAUUGAACAAGAAGAAGGGGGACAUACAGCUUCCGAUUGAGUGUUCAUUGAACAGCGAUAUAUCUUUUAAAUUUACUAAUAAAAAAUUCAACAGAACACAAACCAUUGCAGCAUGCAGCACAAAUAUCAAUAGCUGUUAUUUAAGUGAUAAAAUCCUGGCUCGAAGUUACGCAAUAGCGAAAUCUGACGUCGGUGGAAUACUUUUCAUAAUUGGCGUAGGUGAGGAUACGUUUGGGACGUAUACAUGCUAUGAGACGUACAAUCAUACGAAUUCUGCUGCUGUUGAUAUUAGUGGCAACGAUCUUCAAACUUUUUGUUCGACGGGAAAAGUCAUCACAGAAAAUACUCUCAACUUCAUCGGAGUUGUGCUUGAUGGAGUCCAGACAGUUUUGUUGUGUCUUGGAUUCGUCUUUAUUCUUUGCAUAACGUGCAAAGUGACCUGUUGUAAAAAGAGAAAACUGCUAUGUGAAUGUCGGAAAUGUUGGCGUGAAAAAGGAGGUAAUUCUGACAAGAAAAGGACAGUUUAUACGAACACUGAAUCUGAACGUGAACUAAUGAAACCUGCCGAAGAUAUGGAAAUAAAUGAUAUUGUACGGAAGUACAAAGGGCAGACACCCCAUCACACUCCGUCUGCGUACGAUGCUAUUGCUACUUCAGCAUAUAACCCGUUGCGUAGUCAGAGUCAUCGAUACUCGUUUACCUAGCAGUUAUGCCGAAAUACAAUUAUCUAUCGAAGUUAACUAAGACAUAUUUCACGAAGUGAUAAAAGUUACAGAUGGCGAAAUAAUUUUGUUUCAUCUUUCUGGAUUGUACCUUUGUUUUAGCUUAUUAACAGACAAUCUCUAUCUAGUUCAGUUAUCCUUUUUCAAACUGUAAUUCAUGUAAAUUUCGAGCUCAGAUUUUAUAUUUAGACCCCUUAUUUUUUAGUACAAGGCGUUACUGCUGUUCUGAAGAUAUAAUGAAUAUACUAUGCUUGGUCAAUGUCUCAUUAUAAGACAUGGUUUUAAAUAAAAUUCUACCAGAUGAUUAUAGGAAAUACUUUCCUGAUAUUGGGUAUUGAGUUUAAUUUGUACCCCAUAUUAAUAUAAAUAACUUAUGCAUUACAAACCUGUAAAUGAACUAUGUGAUCAAAAAGAAUUUCAAGUUGUAAUGUUCUUUAUGCAACAUAGAUAUCCACAUCGAAACGCGGAUUAAAAUGGUAUAUAUACUAGUAAUAAAAGAACGCACUUAUAUGAUAUAAAAUGAGUAUUGUAAGGUAUUGCGUUUAACACAUUCUUAGUUUUAAAUUUUAAUGUUUGCUCGUGACUCCUUUCUGUAUUGAUAUUGAGUUGUCUACUUUUUACAAAUCACGAUAAAGCUGUUGCUUUGCUCAAAGUAUCGUUAACGUUCUUAUUUCACUAUUUAGUUCCAUACCAGCUUGGGAAGUGUAUUGUUCAGACAUGGUUUGCUUAAACGACUGUGACAACACCUCUAUUAUAAAGUGGUAACAACAUAUUUUAUAAUUGGAAGCUCUAGUCCUUACAAAGCAUAUCCCCACAUUGAAAUUAAUGCGCCCUGCUUAUAAAUUGUAAAACAAGGUGACAUUCAUUUGAUCAACAUUUGAAAAAAUAGACGAUGUAAUAUAAGUUGGAACUUGCAUAGAAUUUGACUGAACUUCAAUUCCUUAUGAGUAGGUUAUUACACCCCCGAAGGGUUCUUACAGUCGUGUUGCAACCUUUUAUAACACGCCUUAACGCUAUUCAUUUAUGAUUCCACAAUCAAGGAAUGUGAUCACCGUAUAUUCUAACAUAUUGCACAAUCGACCAAGCAACAUGUAAUCCGCAUUUACCAACAACGAUGACCAAUCAUAUCUAUCAAUGGAAGUAUCAAUCAGAUUAUUUCAAUUAGUAUGCCAUGUAAUUCUGAAAAAAAUGUUUAAUGUUUUUGACCCAGCUUAGUGGUGCUUUUUUCACAUUUGAGAGUACCGGUAAGCUCAAUAGAGUUUGAUUUAUUUGUAGAAUUGCGUUUAAAUCUCACUUGGACCGUGUUUUUUUUUAAAUUUGAUUUCUAUUCAUGUUUAACAAAUAUCAAGUAUGCUGUAAAAUCGAUUAAAUAUAUGCGAAAUAUGUGAAUAUUGUGAUUUACAAAAUAGGUCUGUAUUUAGAGAUACAAAAGCCGAAAUGUCAUUUUAAAUGCAUACUUGUAUCGAUGCAUUUCUUGUUAAUUUCCGAUCGUUUAAAAGUUUCAAAAUUGUUAAUCACACAUAUAUAUGUAUUUAUAUAGUUCUUUAAGUACCCGGUACGCUACUUUGUUGUUGUUGUGCUGUUUUCAAUCAAUGUAGACAGUGUUUCCAUGAAGGGACAAUAUGGUGAAAUGAAAAAAUGCAGAUAUA
Molecule: messenger RNA, 2566 nt
Organism: Dreissena polymorpha
Lineage: Eukaryota; Metazoa; Mollusca; Bivalvia; Myida; Dreissenidae
Exons: 6
Coding region: 108-899 (263 amino acids)
Source: RefSeq, a predicted model, not a curated record